Molecule: messenger RNA, 1426 nt
Organism: Drosophila navojoa
Lineage: Eukaryota; Metazoa; Arthropoda; Insecta; Diptera; Drosophilidae
Product: tektin-2
Biological process (GO): cilium assembly; cilium movement involved in cell motility
Cellular component (GO): microtubule cytoskeleton; nucleus
Source: RefSeq, a predicted model, not a curated record
AUUUCGUUUCAAUAAAAACUAUAGUAGAUAGAUAUAAAUAAAUUUCGAAAGGAAUACAUACAGUGUACUUAAGAUGGCAUUUCAAUCGGUGACGUCUUUGGAGAAACCAGUGCCGCAUCUUUCGCUGGCUGACUGGAAUGCACGCGUGGGUCGUCUUCGAACCGUGGCAGAUGCUCGACGUGCUGAGGCAUUCGCUUUGAGGCAUUCGGCUCGAUCGCUGCGCAAUGAGACUCGUAUUGAGAGCGAGUGGGCGAACUAUGAAACGAACGAGGCUCUGAGGGAUCGCAUUGACGAGCUGAAUAGCUGGCGCAGCAUCAUAUCCAAGACGUUUGAUCGCAUCGAGCUCGAGAUUAAAUUACUGCAGGACGAGAAAAUAUUGACGGAGCGUGAGCUGGACGCGUUGGCUGGCCCCAUUUCAGUCAUAAGUGAGGUGCUCACUAUGCGUGACAGUCGCUUGGGCUCGGAGAUGACGUACGACGAGCCAGACAACGAGAUCAAGAAUGAACUGAUGGUAUUGGAGAACAAUCAGCGAUUGCUGGCCGAUCGAUGCCAAAAGGCGUGGGAGAAGCUGACACGUCUGGAGGAAAUUCGCUACAAGAUAGGCAUGGAGAUUGAGAACAAAGUUGAGGCGGUGGAGCUGGACUUUUUGCAACUGGCGCUAGAUCGUUAUUCUUCUAGCUUGUCCUAUAAGCCAGAUCCCUUGCGUAAUCCCCAAAGCUCCUGUUCAUAUGACGCUUGGCUAAGUCAUGUGAAGCACAUGAAGCAAUUAGCCGAGGAUGAACUGGCUGAUACAUCUUCCAUACGGGAGGCGCUCUUUGCUUGCCGUGAAAAAGCUCGCAACAUGCUGCACGCGCAGGAGGACCGUGCAGAGCACACCAUUAGGAAGCGCAUUUUCGAGACCCAGCGGGCUCGCAACGAGCUGGAGUGGCAGAAGCUGAAGAUGAAGGAUGAAAUGGACAGUGCUGUAUGCGAGAUUAAGACUCUGGAGGAUGCUUUGAACGACAAGUCCGAUUCGCUUAAGUUGGCCGAGACGCGUCUGGAAAAUCGUGCUCAGCGUAGCGGCAUGGAGCUGUGCAUGGAUCGUGCCCACGACCUGCUCUGCCAGGAGGUGGAGAAACUGCGUGAAAUACGCAGAGUUCUCAAACAGAAGAUCGAUGAUGCUAGGGCUAACUUCAAUGCGCUCUCGGAUCACGCGCAGGCCAUCGAUGUGGAUCUAGAAAACAAACAACAUGCGCUGAUGACUGACAUUCGUGCCUUGGACUUACGCACCCGGCUCAGGGGCGGAGAGUAUGGCAUUAAAUUGAAGAAUCCCAAUGAUCAGAUGAAUCGCAAUAUUGUUCUUACCCGCAUGGAGGACGAGAUACCACUGGCUUAAGAACUAUUAAUGAUGUGUAUUACCAUAACUCGUGUCUAAAUUCCUGUACUA